AUGGGAGACCCUGUGCCUUUCUCCAUCCUGAACGAGAGACUGAGACCACAGUUCACUGCCAUGGAACGCCUCUGCUACUCCUUGGACACCCUGGAAGAUGGAUCACAGCGGCCUGGCACGGUCAGGGGCGGUUCAAACACACGGUCUACAAUACUGAGAGAUGAAAUACAAACACAGGACGAUUCAAGCUCGACCACGACCGAACCAGAGGAUGACCCAGAGAAAGAGGAUGUGGUCACAGAAGGGUUGACGUCUCUGACCGAAGAGGGUGACGACUGUCAUGAACUGUUGACCAUGAGCAUGAUCAGUAACUGCUUGAUGCCGUCUUUGGCCGUAGAAGAUGCUAGUCCUGAUGAUUCUGGUGAGCUGACCGUGGUCAGGGAGAGUUUGACCAUAGAGAAUGGCGGUCUAGGUGGUUUGACCAUGGUCAGUGAGGGAGAUGGAGAUGGUUCUGAUGAGGUCAGUGAGGGAGAUGGUUCUGAUGAGGUCAGUGAGGAUAAGAGCCCUUUCAGACGGAGCUACAUAGACAGAACCUUACCGGACCUCAUCAGGAAUGGACGACCGCUCAGCAGACGCAGAACACUAGGACCAGUCUCAGACACGGUGAGAGAGAGAGUGAAGACGGACAAAAAUAAAAUGUGUGUGCUGUGCGGCCAAGAAAGUGUAUUGAAUGUCAUUUGACGCUGUACUUGUUAUGCUAUUUGACGAUCUUGGACCAGAACAGAUCUUUCACCUCAUUCAGUACUAGUGUGUCAUACUCUGCUAUGGAAUGUAAUCAGCCAAUGGAGACAGGUUUGAUUUGUUGAUAAUAUAUUGUUGUCUCUCUUUGGGCCCUUAUCAGUGAGGGGCCUGGUGUGUGUGUAUCUGUGCGUGAGUAAUAUGAGCUGUCACAUGCGUAUCCAGUACAACAGGAUUUGUCUCUGCUGCUCUCAUCUUGCAGGAAUCUGGAUUAGCACUGUUUACCACUGUGCCUGAGUUUUUCAUGACACCAUCUAUUCUUAGUGGAAGGUUGUGUGUGUGUUUGUGUGUGUGUGUGUGUGUGUGUGCAUGCGUGGUUAAAGGUAGUGCCUUGGGAGAUGGUGUUUGUGUGAGUGUGUUUGUAUGUAACACUGUGUGUGUGUGUGUGUCUAGUUGAAGUGAAGAGAAAAUUCAGCAACUCCUGUAGGAAUUUGAUAAACAUGCUUCUUUACAAACGUGCUUGUGUAUGUGUGUGUGUGUGUGUGUGUGUGUGUAGUUGAAGGAGGUGCGUCGGGAGGUGGCGCUGUCUCUGAGACGCAGUCUGAGGCUGAAGGCUCAGGUGGACAAACUACAGGAGAACAGAGACGAACCAGAAUGGAGCCAACACAGGGAGAAGGUAACACACACACACACACACACACACACACACACACUUCAAAUACAGUCAAGAAUUCAAGCAUAACCAUAUAUUUCAAAGUUCAUUUCAAAGGUCAUGCAAUCGUUGAAACAUACAGAAACAAGAACUGUGUGAUGUAUACUAACUGUAAGUCGCUCUGGAUAAGAGCGUCUGCUAAAUGACUAAAAUGUAAAUGUAUAAGAGGUUGAAUAACAACAUGUAUCACAUGACAACAGGGCUUGAAUGGAGUUUCUGGGAGUAGGCUAACUGCACACAAGGAGAGAAUCCUUUCGGUUUCUGUGAAGGACAUCACGUUUAGAAGUCUGUGUGUAUGAUGAACUCUUCCCCUCUUUCUUUCUCUCUUUCCCUCCCUCUCCCCCUCCCGCUCUCACCCCUACCCCCUUCCUCUCUCCCCCUCUCCCCCUCUCACCCCCUCCCUCAGGAAAUGCAGCUCUGUCUCAGGUUCUGCUGUGGUGCAGUGGUUGCACAGCCUUUCCUCUAUAGGGAGCCAGGUUUUCCUGUUUCUACCUUUCUCAAUGGCAAGGCUGUGCUCACUGAGCCUGUACUUUUUCAAACUUUUCAAAGGUUUUGAUCAGUAACUUGGUCAAAUAGCUUGGGUGAUGCCAGGGUGUACUGUCGUUUUAGAGCCAGAUAGCACUGCAUUUUGCUUUGUGCUUGUUUUUCCCAAUAGGUAAUGUAGUUUUGGUUUUGACUGUGUAAUUUGGUUUAUUCUGAUUGAUUGGAUGUUCUGGUCCUGAGGCUUCAGUGUGUUAGUAGAACAGGUUUGUGAACUCAGGACCAGCUGGAUGAGGGGAAAUAUUUUAUUUUCUCAGCUCUUGGCAUUGCAGGGUAAAUGUUAUGAGAGUGGGUCACUAUUUGAGAUGUUUUCUAAACUUAAUUGCUAUUUUUAUUAUUAGUGGUUAUUGGCCUAAUUCUGCCCUGCAUGCAUUGUUGUAGUUUUCCUCUGGACAUGUACUGUAGGUGUUUGUACCAUUGGGUGAAAUCUUGUUUCGCAAGUGGACUCCACACCUCACUGCCAUAAAGUACAAUUGAUACAAUGACACAUUCAAUUAGUUUGAGCCAAAUUUGACUAGGUCUUUCUAUUUUAUUAUUUAUUUUACCUUUAUUUAACUAGGCAAGUCAGUUAAGAACAAAUUCUUAUUUACAAUGACGGCCUACACCGGCCAAACCCGGACGACGCUGGGCCAAUUGUGUGCCGCCCUAUGGGACUCCCAAUCACGGCCGGUUGUGAUACAACCUGGAAUCAAACCAGGGGGUGUGUAGUGACUCCUCAAGCACUGAGAUGCAGUGCCUUAGACCGCUGCGCGACUUGGGAGCCCAAGUUUUCACUGUAGUAUUUGAAUGUGUUUUUUUGUGGUGUAGAAUGCCCUGCGUGCUCUCUCAAUUAAUUCACUGCCUCAUUUAGGUGUCCAGUUGAGCUUAUUUUGAAAUCUAAGUAAUUGUAGUGUGUGUAGUACUCUAUAUAUAUUUUGUAGAAAUUGAGAACUUUGGUCUAAUUCCCUGAGAUCUGGGUCUUCUCUGGAAAAUCAUUGUUUUAGUCUUUUGGGGAUUUACUGCCAGGGCCCAGGUCUGGCAGUACUGCUCUACCAGGUCCAAGCUCUGCUGUAGGCCAUGUGCUGUGCGUGACAGCAGGCACAGGUCAUCUGUGAAGAGCAGGCAUUUAACCUCUGUAUUUUGGAGACUAACACCAUGGGCUGAGGAUUUUUCUAGAAUAGUGGCCAAAAGCGCUGGGCUGAGAUUGCAACCCUGGUAAAGGCCAGGCCCCUGGUUAAAGAAUUGUCUUGCCAAUUUUGAUGCUCCAUUUAUUGCCACGGAUUAAAUUGUCACACGUCGUGCGAUGUUUUGGUAUAAAUCCAAUCUGGCUUUUACUCAAGACAGUGCUCAUUAAGGAAGUUUAGAACUCUUACAUAUACAGUGAGGGAAAAAAGUAUUUGAUCCCCUGCUGAUUUUGUAUGUUUGCCCACUGACAAAGAAAUAAUCAGUCUAUAAUUUUAAUGGUAGGUUUAUUUGAACAGUGAGAGACAGAAUAACAACAAAAAUAUCCAGAAAAACCAUGUCAAAAAUGUUAUAAAUUGAUUUGCAUUAUAAUGAGGGAAAUAAGUAUUUGACCCCCUCUCAAUCAGAAAGAUUUCUGGCUCCCAGGUGUCUUUUAUACAGGUAACGAGCUGAGAUUAGGAGCACACUCUUAAAGGGAGUGCUCCUAAUCUCAGUUUGUUCCCUGUAUAAAAACACCUGUCCACAGAAGCAAUCAAUCAAUCAGAUUCCAAACUCUCCACCAUGGCCAAGACCAAAGAGCUCUCCAAGGAUGUCAGGGACAAGAUUGUAGACCUACACAAGGCUGGAAUGGGCUACAAGACCAUCGCCAACCAGCUUGGUGAGAAGGUGACAACAGCUGGUGCAAUUAUUCGCAAAUGGAAGAAACACAAAAGAACUGUCAAUCUCCCUCGGCCUGGAGCUCCAUGCAAGAUCUCACCUCGUGGAGUUGCAAUGAUAAUGAGAACGGUGAGGAAUCAGCCCAGAACUACACGGGAGGAUCUUGUCAAUGAUCUCAAGGCAGCUGGGACCAUAGUCACCAAGAAAACAAUUGGUAACACACUACGCCGUGAAGGACUGAAAUCCUGCAGCGCCCGCAAGGUCCCCCUGCUCAAGAAAGCACAUAUACAGGCCCAUAUGAAGUUGUGCUGCAGCUUCUCUCUAGGAGUCUCUACAGGCUGGUAUCUGUGGUGCAGCACCAUCUUGAUGACAGACAGCUCCUUUGCCAUCUCCUUUACCUCCUCAAGAGCUGUGGUGAGGCUAUCUCUCAGCUCCUGGACUGGUUGAUCUGGUCCUGUGGAAGCUCUGUCAGGGCUGGAGUUGGUGUAGCUGGGGGGGCUGCUCCUUUAGCUCAGUAACCCAUACCUCUAACAGAGCCGGCCUGUCUCUCAGCAGGCUGAUGGUGGUGUGGUCUUGGCUCUGGUGGUCGUAGGCAGGCAGGGGGGAGGAUAGACCUGUUGUGUGGAUCUGGGCCUGGGCUCCUGCUGUUGGAGUGCCUGAGAUGAGGGGAGAGGUCGGGGUGCUGUCCUUUUUGGUUUCCGCUAUCUUCCCCAGGGAAGUCCUGCACAAAAGAGCUGAGUGCAGCCUCACUGCCCUGGACCAUGACAGUGCCGCUCUGGUCCGUUUACCAUCAGAAACCUGUUUUCACUGUGGUAUUUUUGUUGUAUUUGCCUUCCCUUGCAGAUGCCUAUUGUUUGUUGUAUAGCUGAAAUGCCUGGUUACAGCUGUAUGCCAGGCAGUAGUGUGGUCUGUGUAAAAUAACAGGUUUGUAACAGUCCUGUUGUGUGAGCAGUCGGCAAACAAAGUCUCCGGGUUCUUCCUCUGAAUUCUGUGUUUAAAAUUGAGUCUUCCCUUCUCUAAUUUUAUUUCUGCUGCAAAUUUAAAAACAAAGACGGGGAAAGUCUCUCUGCUGGUGCUGCUGCUGCCUCAGUGGUCAUGUUGCUAUGGUUACCGCCAGUUGGCGCUAGCUAGUAAGCUAACUGACAAAUUGGAACUUAGCUAGCUAGCACGAUUAAGAUCGCUCUUUUAACUCAUACUCUGUCAAUCUUUUCCUCUUGUGAUGAUCUUCAGUUGUACAAUUUGAUUACUUAUAUUUUUCUGCCAUUUUUCAUCGUGUUCAUCUCACUCCUAACAACCAAGAAGUUAUAAAAAAGUCAGGAGCUGUUGUUCUGCAUGACUGCAUUGACUGUUUCUCUCUCUCUCUCUAGGUUACAGAGGAGGUUCAGUCCAUUCUGAGGUUGUUGCUUCCUCUGACAGAAGCAGAGUCCAGCUCAGUAGAACCAUCUGGUCAGGAGAACAGUCUGGAUACAGCCCUGGUCCUGCUGCAGAACGUAGCACGCAAACUAGCUCUCAGCCACACAGCACAGGUGAACAUAAACUAGAUCUCAGCAACACAGCACAGGUGAACCUAAACUAGCUCUCAGCAACACAGCACAGGUGAACCUGUACCGGAGUGCCAAGUCUAGGUCCAAGAGGCUUCUAAACAGAUUCUACUCCCAAGCCAUAAGACUCCUGAACAUCUAAUCAAAUGGCUACCCAGACUAUUUGCAUUAGAUCCCACCCCCACAGGCAAACCCAUACAAUACAAAGAUGAGUAAAUCUAUGCAGAUCCAACAGUAGCUCAGAGGCUAAGGGUUCAUGUCAGGUGAAUUUAGACCCCGCCCCUCGGGUGAGCCUUAACCCUGCCAGUGAGGUGAGCCCAGACUGGUUCAGUUCAUGUACGUGUCCUGAUGGGUUCAGUUAGCUCAACCUUGUUUCAGUGGAAUUUUAAUUACUUGGUGGCAUUUAAAAUUACUCCUAGUGUUACUGAGUCAUGGUGCAUCACCACAUACACGGAAGGCCAGAAUAUAUCAGCAAACAUUUCAUUCCAACUAGCAGAAGUACUGAUAAAUGUACAUCAUCAGUAGUAAGAAACAAUUUUAUGUCAAUGCAUUCCAUAACUGUAAGAAUAUCAAUAAAACAAACCUCCCUUUUUUCCCCCAACCACUUGCUCUUGUUUUGUUUCCCCCAGGAUUCCAAGUCCUGGGUUCAGAAAGGGAAUGAUGUAGAUGACAGCGCUAUUCUACAACAGGCACUACGGGACAGAGACGAUGCCAUGGAGAAGUGAGUACACACACACACACACACUUCACGGCAAAGAGAAGUGUCAAUGCCUCAUCUAAAAGAGGGAAAAGCAUUGUUCCUGUAAAAAAAAUGACACAUUGAUGUUUUGUUUAGUUUUUUUUCUCCCACUUCCUGUUGAACAGGAAGAAGGCCAUGGAGGCGGAGCUUCUCCGUAGUAAGACAGAGAUGAUGUUACUGAACAACCAGCUGCUGGAGGCUGUGCAGAAACGACUGGAGCUCUCGCUGGAACUAGAGGCCUGGAAGGUACUAAGAGAUGGUGGGAGGAGAGAGAGAGAGAAAAGAUAGAUAUGUCUGAGACCUACAUUAUGGAACAUAUGGACUCAGCUGGGAAGAGGUGGUACAGUCGAAAACAAGCUCUCACUAAUGAGGGCCAAUAGCAAAUUACCCAUGGUUUAGCACACACGUGCACUCACACACACACGGUAUAGUGUAUCCAGCCGGUACAGGUCACCAGCUGGUGUCCUAGCGUGAUACUGGAGUAAUAGAGCCUGGGGCCAUCUGGUGGUGAGGGACCAGCUCCCUCUAAUGGUGCAAUAUGACAUGACAUGCACUACAUCACCAAAGAUAUGUGGACACCUGCUCGUCGAACAUCUCAUUCCAAAGUCAUGGGAAUUAAUAUGGAGUUGGUCCCCCCUUUGCUGCUAUAACAGCCUCCACUCAUCUGGGAAGGCUUUCCACUCGAUGUUGAAACAUUGCUGCGGGGACCUGCUUCCACAAGAGCAUUAGUGAGGUCAGGCACUGAUGUUGAGCGAUUGGGCCUGGCUCGCAGUCAGCGUUCCAAUUCAUCCCAAAGGUGUUCGAUGGGGUUGAGGUCAGGGCUCUGUGCAGGCCAGUCAGGUUCUUCCUCACCAAUCUCAAUAAACCAUUUCUGUAUGGACCUCGCUUUUUGCACUUGGGCAUUGUCAUGCUGAAACAAGAAAGAGCCUUCCCCAAACUGUUGCCACCAAGUUAAGAUUUCCCUUCACUGGAACUAACAGCCCGAACUAUGAAAAACAGCCCCAGACCAUUAUUUCUCCUCCACCAAACUUUACAGUUGGCACUAUGCAUUCGGGCAGGUAGCGUUCUCCUGGCAUCUGCCAAACCCAGAUUUGUCCGUCGACCUGCCAGAUGGUGAAGCGUGAUUCAUCACUUCAGAGAAUGCGUUUCCACUGCUCUAGAGUCCAAUGGUGGCGAGCUUUACACCACUCCACCCGACGCUUGGCAUUACGCAUGGUGAUCUUAGGCUUGUGUGUGGCUGCUCGGCCAUAGAAACCCAUUUCAUGGCCUCCCGAGUGGUGCAGCGGUCUAAGGCACUGCAUUGCAGUGUUGCGGCGUCACUACAGCCUGGGGUUCGAUCACAGGUUGUCAUUACCGGCCGAGAGUCCCAUUGGGCGGCGCACAAUUGGCCCAGCGUCGUCUGGGUUAGGGGAGGGUUUGGCCGGGGGUGCUUUGCUUGGCUCAUCGCGCUCUUGCGACUCCUUGUGGCAGGCCGGGCGCCUGCAGGCUGACUUCUGUCGUCAUUUGAAAGGUGUUUCCUCUGACACGUUGGUGCAGCUGGCUUCCGGGUUAAGAGAGCGGGUGAUAAGAAGCGCGAUUUGGCGGGUCAUGUUUCGGAGGACGCAUGAUUCGACCUUCGCCUCUCCCGAGCCCGUUGGGGAGUUGCAGCGAUGAGACAAGAUCGUAAUCAUGAAAUUGGGGAGAAAAAGGGGGUAAAAAAUCCUAAUAAAAUAAGAAACCCAUUUCAUGAAGCUCCUGACGAACAGUUCUUGUGCUGACGUUGCUUCCAGAGGCAGUUUGGAACUCGGUAAUGAGUGUUGCCACAGAGGACAGACUAUUUUUAUGUGCUACGCGCUUCAGCAGUCGGUGGUCCCGUUCUGUGAGCUUGUGCGGCCUACUACUUUGCGGCUGAGCCGUUGUUGCUCCUAGAAGUUUCCACUUCACAAUAACUGCACUUACAGUUGACCGGGGCAGCUCUAGCAGGGCAGAAAUUGUACGAACUGACUUGUUGGAAAGGUGGCAUCCUAUGACGGUGCCACGUUGAAAGUCACUCAGCUCUUCAGUAAGGCCAUUAUACUGCCAAUAUUUGUUUUUAUACACCUGUCAGUAGCGGGUGUGGCUGAAAUUGCCGAAUCCACUAAUUGUAAGGGGUGUCCACAUACUUCUGUGUGUAUAUAUAGUGUCACACCUAGGAUUAGCUCUGUCUUCUCAUUCAUACCUUGGUAUGAUCAUCAGACAUAGACAUACAUAAAUACAGUGUGUAUAUAUAGCCGUUAGAUCAGUCAUGUCUACUGUCACCAAGAGGAGAAUGUACACUAUAUAUACAAAAGUAUGUGGACACCCAUUCAAAUUAGUGGUUUCGGCUAUUACAAUGAAAAGAGCUGAUCCUAGGUGUGAAUGAGAAGACAGAUCUGAUCAUAGGUGUGAAUGAGAAGACAGAUCUGAUCCUAGGUGUGAAUGAGAAGACAGAUCUGAUCCUAGGUGUGAAUGAGAAGACAGAUCUGAUCCUAGGUGUGAAUGAGAAGACAGAUCUGAUCCUAGGUGUGAAUGAGAAGACAGAUCUGAUCCUAGGUGUGAAUGAGAAGACAGAUCUGAUCCUAGGUGUGAAUGAGAAGACAGAUCUGAUCCUAAGUGUGAAUGAGAAGACAGAUCUGAUCCUAGGUCAGACUGAACUAGAGAGACAAUAGAGCAGGCAGUGGCGGUAAACACAAGUAAAAACAGUUUACCCACCUUUCGAUUUUGCCCAACAGUUUAUCCACCUUAUGCAGAAAAAUGCAUUGAAAGGAUAGGUAGCUUUACUUUUUUCACCGCGACCAGCAAACAGAGUUUACCCACCUAUUUUAUUUUUACCACUACAUCACUGGUCAGAAUAGGUUUGGUGUCUAACGCCUCGAUCACACCGACAUCGUUUUUGUAUUUUGGUACCAGAAGUACAUUCAUUUCCAAUGGAAGCUGCGUUUGCCUUGCGGCAUUGCUUUGUAGAGCGUUCUGUGUGGUGCAUACGUAGGAUUUAUCCAACGUGUGUGUCAAACUGUAUGCAUAGACGGCUUGACAGAAAUGGUAGCAGAAGGUGAAUGUUGAACUUUUGUUGCACACAUAUCCAGAUGAUGCUGCGUGCCAUUUUGUGCAAUGACGCUGAGGCUUCAGAGGUAGAAGUUGCAGCAGUGGGCAGAAAAAAAAUCAACAUAAAUACAACUGCAAUACUGAAAUGCCAUAAUGAGGAAUAAUCCAUCAAUAUCGUUGUCUGCGUUUUUUACUAUUGGGCAAUAAAAAGAUAAACAAAAAAAACGAAUAAUCUGUCUAUUUCUGUGUGUCAGGACGAUGUCCAGAGGAUCCUGCAGCAGCAGCUCCAGAGCCAGCAGGCAGCAGAACAAGCCCAGAGGAAGCCCUCCCGUCUGGGGCUGAUGAGGAGGACCAAAGGACCCACACACCAGAAGCCAGCCUCUACCCCUACCCAUACCACCUCUACCUACAAUCCUGGACAGGUCGUCCGUAACCCUGUUCCCUCCCCUGCCCCCCAACGCAACCCCGUCACCUGGAGGGAUAGGCUGAAAAUGGGGAAGAUGGGUCGUCAUGGUGACCAGGAUGCAGCGCAGGCUUCACCGAUGUCGCGGUCGUCGAGCAGUAGCAGCAGCAGACCGGAGGAGGGGUUUCAUACCAUAGACUUAUAAUACUUCAUACCAUGGGAGGGACACAAAUCAUAGCUACUUUAUACUUUUUUCAAACUGUGGAUUCUUACUGGGAGAGAUACAUGGAUUGAGCUGAUAGUUGACGUGAGUUAUACACAGUCACCGGGAGAUUCAUUCUCUACUUGAGGAAAACAUUAUUCAGUGGUAAUGGUUGCCUUCGUACUAGGAGCAUUCUGUCUUGAUUGCCUGCAUACUACAUUUGGGUUGUAGAUUUUCCCUCCAACUGUAAUCAUUAAUUUGCAACUGUAAUGAGAAGCAGUCAUGUUGACUAACACGUCUCUGAUUAAAGUCAUGUAAAUGUCCUUCCAAUGCUGAGCGUGCUGUUCAUUGUAGUCGAGGAGACAAAUUCACAGCUAAAAUUGAGGGAUAAAACAGCCAGUUUCCCAAGGAUAUCACUACUCACAUCCCAUUCUCCUCUUAGUACCGGUUAGUCUGCAACUAUUAUGGGUUAUCUAAGGGAGGAAGAUGACGAGGAAGUCAAGACAAAUUAGUUUUUAUUUUUCCAUUGUAAUAUACAUCAGUAAUACAUACAAUUUUCAAUAUACUAUACAUCUCACACAACUAAAUAACAUCUUUAAAUUCAUGUCUUGCCAUUUUUUAGAACGAACAACGUUACUGUGGCAAUGUUUUAAAAACAAAGAGUUCAAAUGCAUAGGCCUAUCGACAACUGACACCUGAAGGAGAGGAUGAAAAGGCAUGCUCAGAGUAAAAUACACUAUACACCUCUAAAUUACUGUUUGUCAAUUUAAACAUGGCUAAAUAAAUUAACAUUUCACCUCAUACCUGGGUUGAAAUGGUAUUUGUUUUCUUUCAAAUACUUUAGGUGUGCGCUUGAUUGAGCUUG
Messenger RNA from Coregonus sp. 'balchen', 10540 nucleotides. NCBI's taxonomy places the organism in Eukaryota, Metazoa, Chordata, Actinopteri, Salmoniformes, Salmonidae. The record is from the annotation of a GenBank genome assembly.